UCAUUGCACACAGCCGCUUCCAGGGCGUUCCAACUGUCCCGACUCUGGUACAAAAGUUAUCUGAGCUUUUUAUGCAAUUCUUCAGCAAAUAACAAAACAAAUGCUUUCUGCUGUCCAAUUAUCGCAAAUCCAUGCAAUGAAAUAGAGUAAUUAGGAGAUAACACAGCCAUUAAAGGAAUUUUGUUAACCACUAUUUUGCACGGCCAUCGAUGAAAGAAGUUUUUUUUUUAGGGUACAUACAGUGACUGCGACUCUUUAACAGAUAAAGCCUCCCUCGCAUAUCGUUUCUCGGCCAUCAAUGGAAAGUGUACAUUCUCAAAAUUGCAAGGUGCAGAUUCAAUCCGGACAGGACAGCUUGGACUGUAUUCUGUAGAGCAACUUCAGACCAAUCAGGAAUCACAUCUUUAGGUAAAGUUUUUGAGAUUUGAGAUGGGCAAAGAAAGAAUAGAACUGAAGAAAAUAGAGAAAACAGCUGCGAGGCAUGUCACUUUCUCGAAGCGGAGGAAGGGUUUGAUAAAAAAGGCAAAGGAACUUUCCAUUAUGUGCGACGCGGAUGUCGGGCUUAUCGUUUUUUCUGCAACGGGAAGGCUCUUCGAGUACUCCAGUUCCAGCAUGAAGAUGAUCUUGAAGAAGUAUUCUGAAAGCUUUACUGGAAUUUUGAAUAUUGAGCUUGAUAUUGAGGACUUCGGAAGGCUAAAACAAGACAUAGAAAACAACAACUAUACUUUAAGGCAUAUGGAUGGAGAGGACCUUCAAGGGCUAACCAUAAAAAAUUUGCAAAGCCUAGAACAAAUGUUGGAAGUUGGGUUGCAUAGAAUUCGAUCAACAAAGGUGAUUGUGGAAACUUCUAAGCAUUGUGGUCUACAAAUUCUUCCUAAAAUAUUGUUGUUCCAAAACAUUUCAGAUACAUUUUUGAGUAUUGUGAACCUUGGUUCUUGUAUUUAUGAUUUGUGAUAAGUUGGAAACUUCAUCACAGAUCUAUAGCUUAUUGUAUGAGCAUUUUUUAGGCAAUUUUGAAGGU
Molecule: messenger RNA, 1021 nt
Organism: Cryptomeria japonica (Japanese cedar)
Lineage: Eukaryota; Viridiplantae; Streptophyta; Pinopsida; Cupressales; Cupressaceae
Product: MADS-box protein JOINTLESS-like
Exons: 6
Coding region: 430-954 (174 amino acids)
Biological process (GO): positive regulation of transcription by RNA polymerase II
Cellular component (GO): nucleus
Molecular function (GO): DNA-binding transcription factor activity, RNA polymerase II-specific; protein dimerization activity; RNA polymerase II cis-regulatory region sequence-specific DNA binding
Source: RefSeq, a predicted model, not a curated record